GCUUUUAGUUCCCCUCCCCUCUUUCAGUUAUCUCCCUCCCCCUCCUCCCCUGCCUCUUCUAACUCCAGCAGGUCUGGACCACUGACACUCUCCCCUCUCAUGUGAAUGUGUCUGGGAAAAAGGGUGCGUGUGUAUGUCUCCAUUGAGAACUUUUUUUUUUUUUUUAUAAACCAAACUCUUUGUGACAGAGGAGAGGAGUCCCCCUACAGUGCUGUGAUUUGACUAUCCAAACAGCCCGCUUCAGAGGCAUCCAUCCUCCAGCAGGCUCCCGGGACAGCGGAGAUUAACCUCACAGCCCCCUCGGACUCUGAACAUCUGAGACAUCUUUACAUCUGAAGCGGCAGCCCCCGUAGAGAGGAACAGCUGGAAGACUCUCCUCUCAUUUCAAGAGCAGGAGGGGAAAGAGGAGAUCACGUCUGGAUACGUAGAGAAGAAGAGCAGAGGGGAGGCUCAUCUGUGUUUCUGGGAACUUCGAAAGAAAGUCAGCAGGUCCACUAUGAGAGGUGUGACCAUCUUCACCCUCAAUUUGACAGUAACAGUUCUCCUGUGUCUCUGCACCGACGUGAGCUGCCUGGAGGUCACGCCGCAUGACGGUCAGCUCGUCCUUGCCGCGGGCUCCUCUCUCAUGCUCACCUGCUCGGGCUCGGGGGAGACCACCUGGGAGUUCAAAAGGGAUGACGUUCCUUAUUUCCUGGCGGAACAAGGCCAAACUGGUGUGCAGAGCUACCAAAUUGUAAAAAAUGGCGCCAAAUCCAGUGCGUUGAGCCUGUGGAACGUAAGCUGGAAGCACACUGGGGUGUAUCAGUGCAGUGAUCGACACACUGGAGAAAGGAAGGAGGUGGAGGUGUUUGUCCCAGAUCCUCAGGUAUGGUUCGUUGAAAGCGCUCAUGGUAUGCUGACCAAGACCAGUGAGCAGACCACCAUCCCCUGUGUGGUCACCAACCCCAAGAUCAACGUCUCCCUCUACGAGAAGGAAACUGACCUCCUAGUCAAGGGGCUGUAUGUCCCCAGCGAGGGGUACACUGCAGCCCUGGAGGACAGGACGUAUGUGUGUCGUGGCGAGCUGAACGGAGAGGUGAAAGAGUCCCAGGCUUUCUAUGUCUUCAGUAUCUUCGUCCCAGAGGCCAUCGACGCCUACAUCAACGCAUCAAAGACGGUGCUGAAGCAGGGCGAGCCACUGACAGUCAACUGCACCGUGCACGGAGCCGAGUUGGUCUUUUUUUCUUGGGAGUUCCCCAACAGGGAGGCAGCUGAUGUGGAACCACUAACAGACGUCCUGUCAGCUAUGAACAUGAGGUCCUGCCUCAUUUUCCCUCAUGCCACGUUAGGCCACAGCGGAAACUAUGUGUGCCAUGUCCACGAGGGGGUCCAGGACCAGACGGCCUCCGCCAGUGUCAACAUCACAGUGCUCGAACGAGGCUUUGUGGCAAUACAGCCGGCUGAGGAUUGUCACGUUUCGGCCCGGCUGCAGGAGAACGUGGAGCUGAAGGUGGAGGUGGAAGCCUACCCUCCCCCUCAGGUCAGCUGGAGCAAAGACGGAACUGCAAUCAAAGGAGACAAAAUCAUCAUGAACAGACAAGAGCAUGAGAUCAGAUAUGUCAGCAUCCUCACUUUGGUGCGGGUGAGGCCGGAGCAGAGGGGGCUCUACACUGCCCGGGUCACCAAUGGAGAUGACACUAAGGAUGUGACUUUUGACCUGGAAGUCCUAGUUCCCGCUCAGAUUAAAGAUCUGACGGACCACCACCUUCCCGGAAAGAGACACCUUGUGACCUGUGUAGCUGAGGGGGUCCCGACCCCGACCAUACAUUGGUACAGCUGCGACAGCAUGCUCAAGUGCAAUAACAAGACUACAAUAUGGCAACCGCUGGCACCAGAAGCAGAGGUGCUGAGCAUCCAGACCAACGUCACCCACAGCGAGAACCGUAAAACCAGUCAGGUGUGGAGCCGUCUAACCUUCCACAAGCCGCAGCAGGUCACAGUUCGUUGCGAGACCAGCAACCAGGUGGGGAUGGUGGACAGAAGAGAUGUCAAACUGGUGUCCAGCACUCUCUUCUCCCAGGCGGCAGUGUUGGCAGCAGUCCUCGCCUUAGUGGUCAUCAUCAUCCUGGCCAUCAUCAUCCUCAUCGCAGUGUGGAGGAAGAAACCUCGCUAUGAGAUCCGCUGGAAGGUCAUAGAGUCAGUGAGCCAGGAUGGUCACGAGUACAUCUAUGUGGACCCCAUCCACUUGCCCUAUGACCUCACCUGGGAGAUGCCCAGAGACAACCUGGUGCUGGGUCGCACUCUCGGAUCGGGAGCUUUUGGCAGGGUGGUCGAAGCGACUGCGUAUGGUCUCUCGCAUUCCCAAUCCAGCACAAAAGUGGCCGUCAAAAUGCUGAAAUCAACAGCGAGAAGGAGCGAGACUCAAGCCCUGAUGUCAGAGUUGAAGAUUAUGAGUCACCUGGGUCCUCAUCUCAACGUUGUCAAUUUACUGGGAGCCUGCACCAAGCAUGGUCCUCUGUACCUGGUGACUGAGUAUUGUCGCUAUGGCGACUUGGUAGACUACCUGCACAGGAACAAGUACACUUUCUUGCAGUAUUUUGCUGAGAAGAACCAAGAUGAAGGCUGCGUGAUCUCGAGGGGAAGCAGUCCGCUCAGUCAGGGGAAAGGCUACGUGUCAUUUGGAAGCGAGAGCGACGGAGGCUACAUGGACAUGAGCAAAGACGAGCCCUGUGUCUAUGUUCCCAUGCAAGAGCAGAUGGACUCCAUCAAGUACGCCGACAUCCAGUCAUCUCCAUACGAGUCGGGCUACCAGCAGGACCUCUACCAGGAACAAGUUGGCGGCAGACUGGACCUGGUCAUCAGUGACUCGUCCACACUCACUUAUGAUGACCUGCUGGGUUUCAGCUACCAAGUGGCUAAGGGCAUGGAGUUCCUGGCUUCCAAGAAUUGUGUUCAUCGUGACCUCGCCGCCAGGAACGUGUUGAUCUGUGAGGGAAAACUGGUGAAGAUCUGUGACUUCGGACUGUCCAGAGACAUCAUGCACGACUCCAACUACAUCUCGAAAGGCAGCACCUUCCUGCCCCUCAAGUGGAUGGCACCAGAAAGUAUUUUCCACAAUCUGUACACAACUUUGAGCGAUGUGUGGUCCUAUGGCAUUCUUCUCUGGGAGCUUUUCACACUCGGAGGAACCCCCUACCCUGACCUGCCUAUGAAUGAGAUGUUUUACAGUGCCUUAAAGAGAGGCUACAGAAUGGCCAAACCUGCUCACGCCUCUGAUGAAGUCUAUGAGAUCAUGAAGAAGUGCUGGGACGAGAAGUUUGAGAAAAGACCUGAGUUCUCCUUCCUCGUUCACAGUAUGGGAAACAUGCUGACUGAAAGCUAUAAAAAGAGAUACAGCCAAGUCAUUGACAACUUCCUGAAGAGUGACCACCCGGCUGUGGCCCGCACUAAGCCACGCCUCGCCUCCCCCUUCUCCGACGCCAACUCAACAUUCAGCUCCCCUUCCAUCGUCGCCCUCUCCUUCUCUCCACAACCUCGCGGUCAGGGCUCAAGCCUGGCUUAUUCGCAGGAGGUAGUCCCUUCCUACAACGACUACAUCAUACCCAUCCCGGACCCCAAGCCUGAGGACGCGUUCACUGAAAUGGAGUCAGAAAGUCCCGCAAGCUCCGUGGUUCUGGAAGAGGAGACAGACUCUGUUUCCCAGGACACAGCCGAUACCCUUCCAGAAGAGGAACGGGUGGAAGGGACCAGCGAGAGAGAUGCUCUGCUGGGCUUCCCGGGGACGCCCGAGGUAGAAGACAGCUUUCUUUAGUCACAUUUAGGACUGCUGGAAAAAAAUCUGGGAAAAAAACAUUUGCUGGAGGAUUCCCCCACCCCCACUAUCAUUACACAGGGCAUAAACAGGGAACUAAAAGGAGCCUUGUAUUUCCAUCAAACACUCGAGACGCUUUGUUCAUCAUCUAUCUAUCUAUAUAUAUAUAUAUAUAUACAUACACAAACACACAUAUAUACAUAUAUAUACACAACGUUGUGUGUGUGUGUGUGUGUGUAUAUAUAUAUAUAUAUAUAUAUAUAUAUAAAACCCCAAUUCCAAUGAAGUUGGGACGUUGUGUUCAACAUAAAUAAAAACAGAUUACAAUGAUUUGCAAAUCAUGUUCAACAUAUAUUUAAUUGAAUACACUACAAAGACAAGCUAUUUAAUGUUCAAAGUGAUAAACUUUAUUGUUUUUAGCAAAUAAUCAUUAAUUUAGAAUUUUAUGGCUGCAACACAUUCCAAAAAAGCUGGGACAUGGUCAUGUUUACCACUGUGUUAAAUCACCUUUUCUUUUAACAUUUAAUAAACGUUUGGGAACUGAGGACACUAAUUGUUGAAGCUUUGUAGGUGGAAUUCUUUCCCAUUCUUCCUUGAUGUAUAGCUUCAGCUGUUCAACGGUCCGGGGUCUCCAUUGUCAUAUUUUACGCUUCAUAAUGCGCCACACAUUUUCAAUGGGAGACAUGUCUGGACUGCAGGCAGGCCAGUCUAGUACCUGCACUCUUUUACUACGAAGCCACGCUGUUGUAACACGUGCAGAAUGUGCUUUGGCAUUGUCUUGCUGAAAUAAGCAGCGGCGUCCAUGAAAAAGAUGUUGCUUGGAUGGCUGCAUAUGUUAACACAGCCCCAUACCAUCACAGAUGCUGGCUUAUGAACUUUGCGUCCAUAACAGUCCGGAUGGUUCUUUUCCUCAUUGGCCCGGAUGACACGACGUCCACAAACAAUUGUUCCAAAAACAAUUUGAAAUGUGGACUCGUCGGACCACAGAUCACUAUUCCACUUGAUAAAUGGCUUUUGCUUUGCAUAGUAGAGUUUCAAGUUGCACUUACGGAUGUCGCGCCGAACUGUAUUCACUGACAUUGGUUUUCUGAAGUGUUCCUGAGCCCAUGUGGUGAUAUCCUUUACACAUUGAUGUCGGUUUUUGAUGCAGUGCCGCCUGAGGGAUCGAAGGUCACGGGCAUUCAAUGUUGGUUUUCGGCCUUGGUGCUUACAUGCAGUGAUUUCUCCAGAUUCUCUGAACCUUUUGAUGAUAUUACGGACCGUAGAUGAUGAAAUCCCUAAAUUCCUUGCAAUGGUACAUUGAGGAACAUUGUCCUUAAACUGUUCGACUAUUUUCUCACGUACUUGAAACUCGUCCCAUCUUUGCUUGUGAAUAACUGAGCAAUUCAGGGAAGCUCCUUUUAUAUCCAAUCAUGGCACCCACCUGUUCCCAAUUACCCUGUUCACCUGUGGGAUGUUCCAAACAGGUGUUUGAUGAGCAUUCCUCAACUUUCUCAGUCUUUUUUGCUACCAGUCCCAGCUUUUUUGGAACGUGUUGCAGCCAUAAAAUUCUAAGUUAAUGAUUAUUUGCUAAAAACAAUCAAGUUUAUCAGUUUGAACAUUAAAUAUCUUGUCUUUGUAGCGAAUACAAUUAAAUAUAGGUUGAAGAUGAUUUGCAAAUCAUUGUAUUCGUUUUUUAUUUAUGUUUAACUUCAUUGGAAUUGGGCUUGUAUAUAUGUGUGUGUGUGUGUGCGUGUAUAUAUAUAUAUAUAUAUAUACAUACACACACAGCACAAUUAAAAUGUAUCACAAUGUAAGUCUGUACAAUCAAUAAUCGGCAUGGUUUUGUCACUCUUAGAAUGCUGGGAUGACAUAGAUACGGUACAUUCCUUAUAAUAUUCUUUAGUAUUGCCUGUAAUUAAUGUGAUAUUUGGGAAAUAUUAACCAUAAAGUAUGUCACUUUUUUUUUAGAUACAUGGAAAUCCAUAACUCAUACAGAUGUUUGAUAGCCAGGUCUUAUAUAAAGAAACAAACAUAACGUGUUAGAAAAUAUUGAAAAUGCACAUGUUGAAAUGCGGAAUCUAUGCACUGUUUUGAUAACCCAUAAUAAUAGAUGGCUUUAGUUGAAUAAGCUAAAGAGAACAAUAUGAGAUUUUUUUGUCUUUUGGAAUGAAUGUUUUCUUUCUGAAUAUGUCUUCAUUUAUAGUUUUGUGCCAGAUUUGCACUUUAUGUAGAAUAUAUACACAUAUAUAUUCAUGGUUAAGGUAAAUGUAAAAUGUUCGCUCUGUUAAAUGAUGUUUGACCUGUAAACCUGUAUUCUCGCUGGCAUGUGAUAAUGUUUUAAAUCCGAAAAAUGAAGAUACUGUAUUUGUGUGCAUGUGUACAUCAGUUUAUUGCAAUGCAUUUAUGAGAACACUAAAUUGAAAAAAAUAUAGUGAUGUGACAAAGUAUUUGCUGCCCUCUCAAAUUCAUAUAUACAUUUUUUUACAUAGUUUCCCCACUUUGUUUAAGAUCAUUAAAAAAAUGUAAAUAUCAGACAAACAUAACCCAAGUAAAAUAUAAUGCAGUUUUAAAAAUGGUGAUUUCAUUUUUUAAGGAAAAAAAAAAUAUUCAAAGUUACCUGGCCCUGCGUGAAAAAGUAAUGGCCCCCUAAACCUAAUAACUGGUCCUCCUCAGCAGGAACAACGGAAAAUCAAGCAUUUUCCAAAACUGGCAAUGAGUCUUUCAUAUCUCUGUGGAGAUAUUUCGGAAUUGUUUUAAUUCAGCAACAGUGGAGGGUUUUCGAGAAUGAACGGCCCUUUUAACAUCAUGCCACUGCAUUUCAAUCGGAUUCAACUCUGGACUUUGACUUGGCCACUUUUAUUUGUAUUUAUUUAUUUUAACUAUACAGAAAUUGACUUGCUGGUGUGUUUUAGAUCGUUAUCAAACUGAUGGCUGAACAUUCUCCUUCAGGAUUUCUGUUAAAGAGCAGAAUUCAUAGUUCCAUCAAUCAUAGCAAGUUGUCCAGGUCCUGAAGGAGCUAAGCAGCCCAUGACAUCACACUACCACUACCAUGUUUGACUGUUGGUGUGAUGUUAUUUUUUUUAAAUGCUGUGUUACAUUCAUGCCAGAUAUAACGAGAUACCCACCUUCCAAAAAGCUCAACUUUCAUCUUGUCAGUCUAUAUAAUAUUCUCCCAAAACUCUUUUUGGAAAAAGUAAGAGGAGCAUUUAUGUUCUUUUUGGUCAGCAGUGGUCGCCUAGGAACUCUGCCAUGGAUGCCAUUAUUGCCCAGUCUCUUCCUUAUUGUUGAGUCAUUAACACUAACCUUAACCGAGGAAAGGGAGUUCUGCAGUUCUUUAGAUGUUGUCCUGGCUUCCUAUGUGACCUUCUGGAUGAUUUGUUGCUGUGCUCUUGGGAUCAUUUUUGUUGGCCAGCCACGCUUGUGAAGGUUCACCACUGUUCCAUGUUUUCUCCAUGUGAGGAUAAUGGCUGUCCUUAGGGUUAGCUGGAAUUGUAAAGCUUUCGCAAAGGCUUUUGUAACCCUUUCCAAACCGAUAUUACAAUACAAUACCGUUCCUGCGUGGGGUUUCUCCGGGCACUCCGGUUUCCUCCCACAUCCCAAAAACAUGCAUUAAUUGGAGACUCUAAAUUGCCCGUAGGUGUGAAUGUGAGUGCGGAUCGUUGUUUGUUUGUAUGUGCCCUGCGAUUGGCACAUACUGAACUGGCAGUUCAGGGAGUACCCCGCCUCCUGCCCGAUGACAGCUGGGAUAGGCUCCAGCAUGCCCACGACCCUAGUGAGGAGAAGCGGCUCAGAAAAUGGAUGGAUGGAUGGAUGGAUGAUCUUAAAAGUGAAGAAGCUGCAAAAAAUAUAAACACAUUUGAGAAGGUGGCAAAUACUUUUUGACAGGACUGUACAUCUUUGUUAUAUCUCAGAAUCUUCAUUUUUCAGUAAAGCAAGAUAUUUUUGGACAACUUAAUGCAUAAAGCAAGGUCUAUAAAUGUAUGCGUGAACUUGAGAGCCAAGUAGUCCAACUUCACAAAAACAUCUCCCAGACACAAUCUUGUAGAUUGUCUUAUUUUCAAAAGUGGAAGCUACAAAGGGUGGCUGCUCCUAUAUUUUCCUCCAUGUUAUCUUCUUGUCGGUGUAUGUCCCAAUACUUGGGUUCAAGUUGUGUACAUAAAUAGCAAGAAAAAAGUUGAUUUAAAUGGAAAAAAAAAACUAAUCUAAACGGCCGAAACAGAUUUAGGUGUCGCCUGCCAGUGAGGAUGUGUGGUUGUUACACUGAGGAGAAUAAUAAAAAUAGCAUAUCACUGCCUUCACACAAAAUGAAACAAAUGAGUGCCUUUUUUUGUACAGUCUAUUCACUGUACAUAUUGUUGCAGCAAAUUGCUUAUAAUGAGGGGCUACUGUGCACUGAUAUAAAGCGUGCACCUACAAACGUCAUGCACGUAUGCAACACUUUGUCCAACCACAAGCUAUGGUACCAAAGCUCAACGUAAGGUUUCCUAUGUGUAUACUUUAUGUAUUGUGAAAAUAAAUGUGUAUCAGCACACAGA
This is a messenger RNA of Phyllopteryx taeniolatus (common seadragon), 8307 nucleotides long. It is a transcript of the gene pdgfrb, whose product is annotated as platelet-derived growth factor receptor, beta polypeptide. The record is from RefSeq and is a predicted model, not a curated record. Gene Ontology annotation, molecular function: platelet-derived growth factor beta-receptor activity; ATP binding; platelet-derived growth factor binding. Lineage: Eukaryota; Metazoa; Chordata; Actinopteri; Syngnathiformes; Syngnathidae. Gene Ontology annotation, cellular component: signaling receptor complex. Gene Ontology annotation, biological process: positive regulation of smooth muscle cell migration; positive regulation of kinase activity; angiogenesis. Bases 497 to 3790 code for a protein of 1097 amino acids. The transcript has 23 exons.